Messenger RNA from Mugil cephalus (flathead mullet), 1494 nucleotides. RefSeq lists its product as uncharacterized. Bases 29 to 697 code for a protein of 222 amino acids. The transcript has 6 exons. The record is from RefSeq and is a predicted model, not a curated record. Lineage: Eukaryota; Metazoa; Chordata; Actinopteri; Mugiliformes; Mugilidae.
CCCCCAAAGAAGAAGAAGUGAAGGCUCAAUGGCGGACUCGGCUGGGAAAAUGGCAAUACCGGCCACGGUAUUUACCGCUAAACAAGCAACGAGAAAACGGAAAUCAGACUUUGAGCAAAAACUGUCCAAAGGACUGAGCGACAAUCGAAGGAAUAAAUGCCGCAUAAAUAUUGGACAAGCAUACACGAGGUGGAGAGAGCUUCGCGACAGCAUCGGGCUGAGGUUGGAUGCUGAGCUUGCUGUGCUCCUCAUGGACAGUUAUCUUCAGACCACAUCAGAUGGCAGAUCUCAGCGGCCGAGCCUAGAAAUGGGCUCUUCAACUGAAACCUGUGAAAGUGUUCACCGUGAACACCUGUUUAUGAUGAGUUCAUCAAAUGAAGCUGAGCAGGAGCAGGGGGAAAAGGAUCAAAGACCAAAUGGGGUGGUACGGGAGGAGGAGGAAGAAGAAGAAUUUUGCACAUCGUUAAGUGUGGGAGAUGGACGCUACCUGGUGGAUUUGGGGAGCCCCUCAGAGUUCAUCGUUGAUGAAGACUGCAUCAUCCAGCUGAUGAAGUCGUGCCGUGAAUGCAACAAACAGUGUACAGUUAGAAAACAGGUCAAAGGACUGAAGCUUGUUGUUUACCAGGCGUGCUGUUUUUGUCAGAGCCGCAGUAAAUGGACUAACCUGCCAGAUGAAGACGAUGAAGAGCAGUUAUGAUCAGAUCAUUUGGAAAGAUGUCACAUGUGGACAGAGGUGGGUUUAUACUGGGAUUACAACAAAACUGAAAUAUGUUUCAGCCAAACAGAUGAGUUUCCAGUUUAAGGCUCUGCUUUUCUCUGGAUUGUCACAAAGCUGUCCACACUUGCUGUCCAUUUCCCCUCCUCACUUACUUCCUGAUGCGUCCACACUGCACUGAAGGAGCCACAUGGGUGGAUCCUUCUGUCUCCCGUCAGAAUGGGUUUCAACAUGUUUUAAUUUUUUUUUCCCCUUAAUUAUUUAUACGACGUCGAAACAUAACCCUUGGUGUUAAAACAUCAUCAUGUUGUCUGUGUCAUCCAGUAUCCUGGUUGGAACGUUGUGCUUUACUGUUUGAGCAACUAGCACUGCUAAAACUCGUCAUAAAACUAAUUUAUAUUCUUGUUAUAGUCAGAAUUUUGUUAUCAAUUAAAAAAAAAAAAAAGUCAUGCCAAAGGUCACUUCUCUUUAUUGUUACAGUUUCUUUUGUCAGCCUCACACCUCAAUAAACCACUAAACAGAACAUCCAGAUCUGCUCUAAAUAACAACACGUUUCAGCCAGAGAAGAGUGAGCCCACACUUUUAAUGAUUAAUACAUUAAUCAGUAGACAGUAUUUUAACAGUGGAACCCCUGGUGGACUGGUCCAGAUGUAUCCCAUCUUAUGUUCUGGGUGAGAGUUAAAAACAAUCACAAUGGAGCUAAGGAAAAGGAGAAGUCAAAAAAAGACUUGAUUAUCUUCGCUCCUAGUGAUCAGAAAGCACACCAGGUUAAUUAAAAA